CUGGAAGCAGUUCUGACAGACGGCUGCUAUGCAGUAUUUUGGUGUACAGUUUAUAAGAGACAAGUGGGCCCUGUGCUCUAUCUUGUUUUUUCUUCAAAGCAUAUUUCUGGAGAGCACAGAGUCCCAGAGUCAGGAAUGUUAUAAAGUCAGGCUGGAAACCAGAAAUAAGUAACAUGACUAAACAUUUGUAUGUUUUUUUGUUUUGUUCUGAGACGGAGUCUCGCUCCAUUGCCCAGGCUGGAGUGCAGUGGUGCAAUCUCGGCUCUACUGGAACCUCAGCCUCUUUGAUACAAACGAUUCUAAUGCCUCAGCCUCCCAAGUGGCUGAGAUUACAGAUUGUUGUCGGGAUACUAGAUUUCCUACUCGGAGAGGCCCGGGUCCCUUCGCCACUUCUGUCUCUCUGCCGCCUGCACUGUGACCUGCACUAUUCACGGGAGCCCUAGAGAGGACCCCAGGACACCCGGAAGCCGGGAAAUGAUGUUUCAGGAUUCUGUGGCCUUUGAGGAUGUGGCUGUGAGCUUCACCCAGGAAGAGUGGGCUUUGCUGGAUCCUUCCCAGAAGAAUCUCUACAGGGAUGUUAUGCAGGAAACCUUCAAGAACCUGACCUCUGUAGGAAAAACAUGGAAAAUUCAGAACAUGGAAGAUAAGUACAAAAAUCCCAGGAGAAAUCUAAGUCUUAUGAGAGAGAAACUCUUUGAAAGCAAAGAAAGUCAUCACUGUGGAGAAAGCUUCAACCAGAUUGCAGAUGACAUGCUGAACAAGAAAACUCUUCCUGAAGUAAUACCGUGUGAAAGCAGUGUGUGUGGAGAAGUUGGCGUGGGUCACUCAUCUCUUAAUAGGCACAUCAGAGCUGACACUGGACACAAGUCUUCUGAGUAUCAGGAAUAUGGAGAGAAUCCAUAUAGAAAUAAGGAAUGUAAGAAAGCCUUCAGUUAUCUUGACUCCUUUCAAUCACAUGAUGAAGCUUGCACUAAAGAGAAACCCUAUGAUGGUAAAGAAUGUGCAGAAACCUUCAUUUCCCAUUCAUGCAUUCAAAGACACAAGGUGAUGCACCGUGAAGAUGGACCUUAUAAAUGUAAGUUUUGUGGGAACGCUUUCUUUUUUCUCAGUUUAUGUCUUAUCCAUGAACGAAUUCACACUGCUGUGAAACCAUAUGAGUGUAAACAGUGUGGUAAGGCCUUUACUCGUUCCACUACCCUUCCAAUACAUGAAAGAACUCACACAGGAGUGAAAGCCAAUGCAUGUAAGGAAUGUGGGAAUGCAUUCAGUUUUCCUAGUGAAAUUCGUAGACAUAAAAGGUCUCACGCUGGAGAAAAACCCUAUGAGUGUAAGCAAUGUGGGAAAGUCUUCAUUUCUUUCAGUUCCAUUCAUUAUCAUAAGAUGACUCACACUGGAGAGAAACCCUAUGAAUGUAAGCAAUGUGGGAAAGCCUUUAGAUGUGGCUCACACCUUCAAAAGCAUGGAAGGACUCACACUGGAGAGAAACCCUAUGAAUGUAGGCAAUGUGGUAAAGCCUUCAGAUGUACCUCGGACCUUCAAAGGCAUGAAAAGACACACACUAGUGAUAAACCCUAUGGAUGUAAGCAGUGCGGUAGAGGCUUUAGAUGUGCUUCACAACUUCAAAUUCAUGAAAGGAUGCACAGUGGAGAGAAGCCCCAUGAAUGUAAGGAAUGUGGAAAAGUAUUCAAGUAUUUUUCUUCCUUGCAUAUACAUGAAAGGACGCACACUGGAGAGAAGCCCCAUGAAUGUAAGCAGUGCGGAAAAGCAUUCAGGUAUUUCUCUUCCUUGCAUAUACAUGAAAGGACACACACUGGAGAUAAGCCAUAUGUGUGUAAGGUCUGUGGCAAAGCCUUCACUUGUUCCAGUUCCAUUCGAUAUCAUGAAAGGACUCACACUGGAGAGAAGCCGUAUCAAUGUAAGCACUGUGGUAAGGCCUUUAUUUCCAAUUACAUUCGAUAUCAUGAAAGGACUCACACUGGAGAGAAACCCUAUCAAUGCAAGCACUGUGGCAAAGCCUUUAUUCGUGCCAGUUCAUGUCGAGAACAUGAAAGAACUCAUACCAUUAAUAUAUGAGAAAUCCUGUUAGUGGAAGAAAUAGGAGAAGCUUUCUGUUGUCCCACUUCCUUUGAAACACGAGAAAAGAGAGUGGUGAAAGGACCUCUGGAUAACUGCCUUUUGAAUUGAGAAGAGAGACCUGCAAAAGGACAAUAACGUCUAGAAGGACUUGGAUGGUUCUGUAAUACAAUUCACCUAUAGCCAAUCUUGCAUGAGAUUUCAAAGGCACAGAAAAGGAAGGCAUCAGUCACACAUUAGAGGCACCACACAGGGAGAGAGAUGUGUGGCUACCUGCUUCCAGCCCAUUUUCCUGAUUCUUUCACUUGUUAAUCGAGAGUAUCCCCCAGCCGGGCGCGGUGGCUCAAGCCUGUAAUCCCAGCACUUUGGGAGGCCGAGACGGGUGGAUCACGAGGUCAGGAGA
Molecule: messenger RNA, 2476 nt
Organism: Cercocebus atys (sooty mangabey)
Lineage: Eukaryota; Metazoa; Chordata; Mammalia; Primates; Cercopithecidae
Gene: ZNF20
Product: zinc finger protein 20
Exons: 5
Coding region: 475-2073 (532 amino acids)
Biological process (GO): regulation of transcription by RNA polymerase II
Molecular function (GO): DNA-binding transcription factor activity, RNA polymerase II-specific; RNA polymerase II cis-regulatory region sequence-specific DNA binding
Source: RefSeq, a predicted model, not a curated record